CCGCGGCCCCUGCGCAGCCCCGAGUGGGGCGAGGAGCGAUUCCGGGUGGACAGGAAGAAACUGGAGGCCAUGCUGCAAGCUGCUGCUGAGGGCAAAGGCAAAAGUGGGGAAGAUUUUUUUCAGAAGAUUAUGGAAGAAACGAACACACAGAUUGCUUGGCCAUCCAAGCUGAAGAUUGGGGCAAAGUCCAAAAAAGAUCCCCAUAUUAAAGUCUCUGGAAAAAAAGAAAAUGUUAAAGAAGCUAAGGAAAAGAUCAUGUCUGUCUUGGACACAAAAAGUAAUCGAGUCACCCUGAAGAUGGAUGUUUCACAUACAGAACAUUCUCAUGUGAUUGGCAAAGGCGGCAAUAACAUUAAAAAAGUGAUGGAAGAAACAGGAUGUCACAUCCAUUUUCCAGACUCAAAUAGGAAUAACCAAGCAGAAAAGAGCAACCAAGUGUCUAUUGCAGGACAGCCAGCUGGAGUGGAGUCUGCCAGAGUUAGAAUACGGGAGCUGCUUCCUUUGGUACUUAUGUUUGAAUUACCCAUAGCUGGAAUUCUCCAACCCAUCCCAGAUCCUAAUUCUCCCACGAUUCUGCAUAUAUCACAGACUUAUAACAUUUCAGUUUCCUUUAAACAACGUUCUCGAAUGUAUGGUGCUACUGUCAUUGUUAGAGGGUCACAGAAUAAUACUAGUGCUGUGAAGGAAGGAACAGCCAUGCUUCUGGAACACCUGGCUGGUAGUCUGGCCUCUGCAAUCCCUGUGAGCACACAGCUAGAUAUUGCAGCACAGCAUCAUCUCUUUAUGAUGGGUCGAAAUGGCAGUAACAUCAAACAUAUCAUGCAGAGAACUGGUGCUCAGAUCCACUUCCCUGACCCCAGCAACCCACAAAAGAAAUCCACUGUCUACCUCCAGGGCACAAUUGAGUCAGUCUGUCUUGCCAGACAAUAUCUCAUGGGUUGCCUUCCUCUUGUGCUGAUGUUUGAUAUGAAGGAAGAAAUUGAAAUAGAACCACAGAUUAUAACUCAACUAAUGGAACAAUUAGAUGUAUUCAUCAGCAUUAAACCAAAGCCAAAACAACCAAGCAAGUCUGUGAUUGUAAAAAGUGUCGAACGAAAUGCCUUAAAUAUGUAUGAGACAAGGAAACGUCUCCUGGGACUUGAAAGUAAUGGAGUCACUAUAGCAGCAAAUCCAUCUACAAUCUCAUGCCACGUUGGCCUCUCAUGUCCUGGUUUGGAUAUCUUGCCCUCAGCUGGGUUAGGACUCACUGGACUUGGUCUCUUAGGUCCUACUGCCUUGUCUGUCAACACCUCUACUGCUCCAAACUCGCUCUUGAAUGCCCUUAAUAGUUCUGUUAGUCCUCUGCAGAGCCCAAGUUCAGGCACACCUAGCCCUACGUUAUGGGCAACAUCUCUUGCCAACACGAGUGCCACAGGUUUUUCUGCUAUACCACAUCUGAUGAUACCAUCUACUGCCCAAGCUGCUUUAACUAGUAUUCUGCUAUCUGGAGUGCCUAAUUAUAGUCAGAACACUCCAUCUCCCCCUCCUGGCUUGACUCCCGUUGACAUUCAUGUCAAUGGCAUGCAAUCCGAGAACAAAAAAGGUUCAGCUUCUUUAAAUGGUCAUGUAAAGACGUCAAAUAUCAAGUAUGCUGCACUAUCUGCCUCAUCACUAGGAGAAAAUGUGUUGAGCACAAACCACAGUGAUUCAUCAAGGCAGACAAAUAGUCAUAGCACCUCAGAACAAGUGACCACCAAGUCAAAUACAGCAGAAGGCUGCAAUGAUGCUUUUGUAGAAGUGGGCAUGCCAAGAAGUCCAUCACAUUCAGCAAAUGCUAGUGAUUUGAAGCAAAUGAUGAGUUCUUCCAAACAGUCCUGUACUAAGAGACAAACAGUAGAAUUACUACAAGGAACCAAAAACUCUCACUUACACACCACAGAGAGAUUGCUUUCUGAUACUGAGCUGAGUGCUUCUGAAAAUCCCGUUGCUGAUAAAAAAGCUCCUGGUAGUGAACGAGCAGCGGAGAGGGCAGCAGCUGCCCAACAGAAUUCUGAAAGAGUGCGCCUUGCUCCACAGUCGUCAUAUGUAAAUAUGCAGGCAUUUGACUAUGAACAGAAGAAGCUAUUAGCAACCAAAGCUAUGUUAAAGAAGCCUGUUGUAACAGAAGUGAGAACUCCAACAAAUACAUGGAGUGGCCUAGGAUUCUCCAAAUCUAUGCCUGCAGAAACCAUCAAGGAACUAAGAAGAGCUAAUCAUGUAUCAUACAAGCCAUCCAUGACAACUACGUAUGAAGGUUCAUCAAUGUCUCUCUCACGGUCCAGCAGUAGAGAACAUUUGGGAAGUGGUAGUGACUCGGAUAACUGGAGAGAUCGAAAUGGUAUCGGUCCCUCAGCUCACAGUGAAUUCGUCUCAUCAAUUGGCAGCCCCAAGCGGAAACAAAACAAAUCAACUGAACAUUAUCUCAGCAGCAGUAAUUACAUGGAUUGCAUUUCCUCGCUGACAGGAAGCAAUGGCUGUAACCUGAACAGUUUGUUUAAGGGGUCUGAUCUGCCUGAGCUGUUCAGUAAACUCGGUUUGGGCAAAUACACUGAUGUAUUCCAACAACAAGAGAUUGACCUUCAGACCUUCCUUACUCUCACAGAUCAAGAUUUGAAAGAGCUAGGAAUUACUACUUUUGGUGCCAGACGGAAAAUGCUACUUGCAAUCUCAGAUGUCUUGUUAUGGAUUGAUGAAGGGUUCUCAUAUAAUGAAGGAAAUCAUAAAGUGCCUCUUUUUCUGCAAUGAAAUAUGAAGUUUCCAAACAUUAAUUUGUUGAAAAGCAUUCCCCUAGGAAAUAUUGUUAUUUACUUAUACUGUAAUGUAUUAUUUAUGUUCAGUGUACAAGCCUUUUAAGAUGGAUAUAAACCACUGUCAAGUGCUCUUAACAGAAGGCAUUAGAAUAACCAUUUACAGUAGUUGGUUUUUAUGCAAAAAUGGGGUGAGAAAUAGUUUUGACACUUUCUGUGUAUACAUCUUCUAAGGUGAGAAAAAAAUCAGUUUAUGAGAAAUUUGCACACAAAGGGAAUUUUUAAGAGAUAAUUGCUUUGAGGACUUAGAUGAUGAAGCAGUAAUAAAAUGACCUGUUGCAAUUAGCAAAAAUUAACUGCUCAGUGUGGGGUUCAGCCAUAUCCACUUAAUGGUGUGUAGUGGAAUAACUUUCACUGCAAAUAAGAUAACAGCUAACUCUUUCAGUGUUUAAUGUUGCAGGACAAUGCAGUUUGCAAGCACAGAGUUGUAAGCAAUAAAGUUGUGCCCAAAGUCUAUGAACAUAUCGGAUACUUGUGUAUAAUUCAGGCACGCUCGACUUUAUCAAACAACUAUGGGAGCUUAAAACGCUGAUCCUGGAAAUAAUUAUUCUUCUGCUUAUUUUUAUACUUGUGAGUAGUCCCAUUAACAUGAGACUACCUACUUGUUCAAAGUUGAGCACUUGUGGGCUUGCAAGACCUAGGUUUGAAAAUCAAGUCCUAUAUGAACUUGUGUGUUUAGUUUUACAUAAUGUUUUAAAAUUAAGUUAAAUCUUUAGCAAAUCCAGUUAGACAUUUACCUACUUAGUUUGUGUAAUUUUUUAAGUUUCAACAUUUUACUUCAGCAAAAACUCCACGUCACUUUCUUUCAUUUUUUUCAUAAAUACAUAACCUGCAGUUUGACAGUAUUAUAUCUGAAAGCUGAAAUUCUUACAAUAUUAAGUUGAUGUGGUCUUUUGCUGAGCAGUGCUUAUAUCAUCUAUUACCAAAGUGAAGAAUUUCCCAGUAAUAACAUUAUUUUCAGUAGGGCUGCGCACACACAAAAAACCACACACUGGAAAACAUUUUUCUCACUUCUUUUAAUUCCAUGAAGGGAAUAUGACAAUGCAAUAUACAGUGUUGUCAGUAUUGUAUUAUGCACAAAAUAUUUGACUUGCUAGAUUAAAAUGUUAGUUUUAAAUCUGUGCCUUAGUAGUGACCAGUUAUCUGUAAAUAUAGAGCAGAUACAGAUUGUAUUUUUUGUGGGUUGUCCUUUUAGUGAUUUUUUUAAAUGAAAGGUGGAAUUAAAAAUAUUAAAAAUGGGAAUUUUUUCAAAACUAAUCAUUUGUUACAUGGAAAAAAAUAAAUGUAUGUAACCCCCUGAUAUUCUGUUUGGUAAGCUAAAUGGUUUUUAUUUAUACCCGGGUCCAGAUGUGGUUGUAUGUUAAUGAAACACCAAAACUAUUCUCCCCAUAUUGAAACAUGUUUCUCUUCUAUAUUUUCCCACCAUGUUAGCCAUUACUUAUUGUUCCAGAAUUUGUUUUUAUAUCAUAAAUAGUGUUUGUCUCUGGCUUUUAAUUCUGAAUUCUUUUGAGGACAGUAGUGAUUAAACACGUGGUAGCAUGAACUGAUUUGGGUUAUCUCAAGUCCAGUUCUUAAUCAGUUGUAAUGGCUUACCCUUAGCUUACGAGAGCUAGGUUUUAGUUGAGUUUACUUAUUUCAGGCACCAGCAAUUUUAGAUCUAGUCACCAGGACUGUUCAUUUGUUUCUGCAUUAUGGCCCUUGUUGUAUCUCUGACAAUGGAGAAGAUACAGGACUCGGGUAGUAAGCAGUACGUAUUCUUUAUUUGGGAUGCUAGACACAACCAGUAGCUUUCUCUAGCUUGCAGA
Molecule: messenger RNA, 4630 nt
Organism: Gopherus flavomarginatus (Mexican gopher tortoise)
Lineage: Eukaryota; Metazoa; Chordata; Testudines; Testudinidae
Gene: BICC1
Product: BicC family RNA binding protein 1
Exons: 21
Coding region: 70-2763 (897 amino acids)
Cellular component (GO): cytoplasm
Molecular function (GO): protein binding; RNA binding
Source: RefSeq, a predicted model, not a curated record